AUGCCGCGUCGACUUCCAUGGGCGAAGAAAGACAUAACAGGAGCAAAGGCAACAAACCCACAUGCAGAUCUUGAAUCGCAAAUAUCUGGUGAUGACGAUGACUUCUUGGAAAAUGUGAUAGCGGCCAGCAGUAGCAAAGGAAAUCGACAAGCCAGCGAGUCAGAUGAUGAUCUCCCCAAUCUGCCACCAGAACCAUCAACACCACACACCAAAUCCAGAACAAAAGAUGCAUGGAGAAAAGGACGUGAAGUUUCGUCAUCACCUCCACCUCUGGCAGGGGAUCUCGAGCAACCGCGUGUUGAAUACAUGCAUGACGCCAUCUCCAAAUUCGACCUACGCGACGAUGAAUGGAUGAUGGUUGAAGACGAGUUUCUCGAGACUGCAAAGCUAUUCACUCGACACUUGCACAUUGCAGAAUACGAGAAACUCAAGGAGAUGAUUGAGGAAAAGAAGAAAGGUGCUGAUGUACCAAGACCGGUCGUUCCUAACGCGAAGAUGUCAGAUAUUGGGACUAUGAAAGAUAGAGCCAAAGUCCAAGAGCAGAAGCAAAAGAGAGCUCUCCAAGACGUUUUUGCGUCUCAAGAAGAUGAUGGGACCCAAGAGCAAACCACUUCGCUUUCAACCCAUGCGAGUAAGGAGGUUGCGGAGAGGUUGGCCAAGCGCAAGGCUGAGCGGGAGAGGAAUGAUGGGGAGGGGAAGAGGAAGAGGGCGAUGGGUGGGGAUGUGGAUGUGGAUGAUAUACCUACAUUUUUAUUUUGA
Bipolaris oryzae ATCC 44560 is the source of this 759-nucleotide messenger RNA. RefSeq lists its product as uncharacterized. Lineage: Eukaryota; Fungi; Ascomycota; Dothideomycetes; Pleosporales; Pleosporaceae. The transcript is spliced from 2 exons. The record is from RefSeq and is a predicted model, not a curated record. The coding region runs from base 1 to 759 and encodes 252 amino acids.